This is a messenger RNA of Diospyros lotus (date-plum), 4890 nucleotides long. RefSeq names its product endoribonuclease Dicer homolog 2-like. The coding region runs from base 340 to 4542 and encodes 1400 amino acids. Gene Ontology annotation, biological process: siRNA processing. The transcript has 23 exons. The record is from RefSeq and is a predicted model, not a curated record. Gene Ontology annotation, cellular component: cytoplasm; nucleus. Gene Ontology annotation, molecular function: RNA binding; ATP binding; ribonuclease III activity. Lineage: Eukaryota; Viridiplantae; Streptophyta; Magnoliopsida; Ericales; Ebenaceae.
UUUGUGCGCUUUCGCUUAUUGCUUUACAGCUUUCUGUGUAUUUCUCGCAGGUUUCUUGCUUGGUAACCAAGCAUGCUAUAGAGCAGUGGUUUUAAAAGUGCGUUCUUCUUGGCAGCCUGUUCCGAGUAACGGACACUCGCUCUUUACUCUCUCUCUCUCUCUCUGCUGUCUGUGUUUGGGGUUGCGCUGGAGAUACAGAGAGCGGCACUUUUGAUGUCGUUGUUUUGUGGUGCUAGUACGUGUUACAACUGAGGGCUCGCCAGACCUUUCGAUUAUUCUCUGCGUUGUUUUAAGAGAAAAACCUAGAAAGAACCGCAAAGAAAAAGGAAAAAGAAAAAAAUGGAGGAAGUUGAAACGGCAACGAGUGGAAGCCGAGAGAUAUUGUCCGGUCCACUGCCUUUUGCUAGAAGUUACCAAAUGGAAGCAUUGGCAAAAGCCAUAAAGCAGAAUACGAUUGUGUUCCUGGGUACAGGGUCCGGCAAAACGUUGAUUGCCAUAAUGCUUCUUCGCAGCUAUGCAUACCUUCUCCGAAAGCCUUCGCGCAAUAUUGGGGUUUUCUUGGUGCCUACUGUUGUUCUGGUCCCCCAGCAAGCUGAAGCCGUGGCGAUGCACACAGACCUCAAAGUGGGCAAAUAUUGGGGAGAGAUGGGAGUUGACUAUUGGGACGCCAGAAUCUGGAGCCAACAAGUGGAUAAUUAUGAGGUGCUUGUGAUGACACCCAUGAUCUUGCUCAAUGCUUUGAGGCAUAGAUUUUUGAGCUUAGAUAUGAUCAAGGUUUUAAUUUUUGAUGAAUGCCAUAAUGCUAGAGGAAGACAUCCCUAUACUUGCAUUAUGACGGAGUUUUAUCAUCGGCAGUUACAAAAUAACAAUUCCCAGCUGCCUCGGAUAUUUGGAAUGACUGCUUCCCCGGUAAAAGCAAAAGGGUCUAGCUUGGCAUCUACCUACCGGAGUCAGAUUCUUGAGCUUGAGAAUCUUAUGAAUUCCAAGGUUUAUACAGUUGUUAAUGAAAGUGUGUUGGCUAAAUACAUUCCUUUAUCAACUCCAAAGCUGAAGUUCUAUGAGCACUUGGAUAUCCCUGAUGCAUUAUUUAAUGGUUUAGCAAAUGAUUUGAAGAGUUUAGAGAAGAAGCAUGAGUCUGCCCUACAAGAAUCAUAUAUUGCAAAGUCUGCAGCAGAUGCUGCUAGGAGAAGAUUAUCAAAGCUGGUUUCAACCUUCUCAUUUUGUUUGAGUGAGCUUGGUGUUUGGUUGGCUAUGAAGGCAGCAGAAUCUUUGUCAUGUGAUGAAACUGACAUUUUCUCAUGGGGGAAAUUAGAUGUGUGCGCUGAGACCAUUGUUAAGGAUUUUAGCUUGGAUGUAUCUAAGGUUUUCUCUACUUAUAUACCAUCAGGUCAGCGGUGGUCCAUUGGUGAUGACUUAAAUGCUGAUAUGGUUGCUGGAUAUCUAUCCUCAAAAGUCAUCUAUCUCAUUAAAUAUCUUCUUGAUUACAGGGUUGUGAAGGAUUUGCGAUGUAUAAUUUUUGUAGAAAGGGUUAUUACUGCUGUUGUUCUUCAAAUUCUGUUGAGUGAAUUGCUGCCUAAACUAACUGGCUGGAAGACAAAGUAUACUGCAGGGAAUCACUCUGUUUUCCAGUCACAGAGUAGAAAUAUACAAAACGAAAUUGUUGAAGAAUUUCGCAAGGGCAUGGUGAACAUUAUUGUUGCAACCUCAAUUCUUGAAGAGGGUUUGGAUGUUCAAAGCUGCAAUCUUGUUAUUAGAUUUGAUCCGUCGGCUACAGUCUGUAGUUUUAUUCAGUCCCGGGGUCGUGCUCGGAUGCAGAACUCAGAUUUUUUGUUGAUGGUGAGGAGUGGGGAUACUGUUACACUCAAUCGAAUGCAGAAUUAUCUUGCUAGUGGAGACAUCAUGAGGGAGGAAGCACUGUGCCAUUCUCACCUUCCUUGCGGACAUCCUAACAGCGAAUUGUUUAAGGAGGCUUUUUAUCGUGUUGAAAGCACAGGAGCAGUUGUAACUCUAAGUUCUAGCGUGGCUUUGCUGUAUUUCUAUUGCUCCCGGCUCCCGGCUGAUGGGUAUUUUAAACCCUCUCCUUUGUUUGAAAUAGAUAAGAAUUUGCAACUUUGCACGUUGAUAUUCCCUAAAAGUUGCAACUUAGAACCUGUUAGUGUGAAAGGCAACAUCAAAACUGUAAAGCAACUUGCAUGCUUAGAGGCGUGCAAACGGCUUCAUCAGAUUGGGGCAUUAAAUGAUAAUCUAGUGCCAGAUAUUGUUGUGGAGGAAGCUGAUGCACAGGAAUUGGGCUGUGAACCGUAUGUCGAUGAUCGAGCUAACUACUUUCCAUCUGAGUUGGUUGGUCAUUGUGAAAACAAUUCUACAAGGUCAUUCUGUUGCUACUUGAUUGAGAUACAAAGGAGCUUUGAGUAUAAUGUCCCACUUCAUCAUAUUGUACUCGGUAUCAUGACUAAGCUUGAACUUGAUGAUGAGAAGAUUACUUUUGAUUUAGAAGUGGAUAAGGGCAACCUGUCUGUCCGGGUAAAAUAUGUUGGAGAAAUGAGCCUUAGUUCUGAGCAGGUGCUUUUGUGCCAAAGGUUUCAGAUCUCUCUGCUUAGAGUUCUUUUUGAUCACAAUUUGAUUAAGCUGACGGAGGUUCUGAGUGCAUAUAAUUCAAGGAAAGGUUAUUCAAUUGACUAUCUGUUGCUCCCCUGUAGCGGCCCACCUCAUAAUCCGUUGGUUGUCAAUUGGAAAUGCGUUAGUUCCGUGAUUUUUCCUUAUGAAAAGCUCAGGGAUCAUAAUACUACCUGUUACCGUCCCAAGAGUUCCAGCUGCCUUGUGCAUACUAAGAAUGAUUUGGUGUGCAGCUGCAUGUUGGAAAAUUCCUUGGUAUACACACCUCAUAAUGGUUAUGUUUAUUGUAUCACUCGAACUUCAGAUAAUUUGGAUGGGAACUCGUUGCUGAGGAUGAGGAGUGGGGAAGUCAUGUCUUACAAACAAUACUAUAAAUCACGGUAUGGAAUUGACUUGUGCUUUGAAAGGGAAUCACUGCUUAUAGGCAAACAUAUUUUUCCUGUGCAAAAUUGCCUUCAGAGGCGUAAAAAACUCGAAGAAAGAGAAUCAAGUAACUCAUCUGUUGAACUGCCUCCUGAACUUUGUGUCAUCGUGAUGUCUCCUAUAUCCCUUGGCACCAUAUAUUCUUUCUCAUAUCUGCCAUCUAUCAUGCAUCGGAUCGAGUGUUUGCUUAUUGCUAUCAACUUGAAAAAGUUGCAUGUGGAUCACUGCACGCAAAAUGUUAUUAUUCCAACUGCCAAGGUCUUGGAAGCAAUUACAACCAAAAAGUGCCAGGAGAAAUUUCAUCUCGAAUCACUGGAGACCUUGGGGGACUCUUUCCUUAAAUAUGCGGUCUGUCAACAGCUAUUUAAAACUUAUCAAAUCCAACAUGAGGGAAUGCUUAGUUUGAAGAAAGAUAAAUUAAUUUCUAAUGCUGCACUAUGCAAGCUUGGAUGUGACCGCAAACUUCCGGGCUUCAUUCGAAAUGAACCUUUUGAUCCAAAAGUGUGGAUAAUUCCUGGUGAUAGAUCUGGACAAUAUACAUUAGAUGAAGAGUUUCUUUCUGGAACGAGGAAAAUCUUUAAUCGGGGAAUGAGGAAAAUGAAAGGUAAAACAGUAGCUGAUGUUGUGGAGGCACUUAUUGGUGCAUUCCUCAGCACAGGUGGGGAAUAUGCUGCCUUGUCAUUUAUGGAUUGGCUUGGUAUGAAGGUGGAUUUCAUCAACAUACCAUAUGUGAGGCAAUUUCCAGUUCAACCCGAGAGGCAUGUUAACAUCAAAUACCUAGAGUCCUUAUUGAAUUUCUCAUUUCUUGAUCCUUCUUUGCUUGUUGAAGCACUAACCCAUGGUUCAUAUAUGCUACCUGAGAUUCCGAGAUGUUAUCAGCGUCUUGAAUUCCUUGGAGAUUCAGUCUUGGAUUAUCUUAUAACCUUGCACCUAUAUCAGAAGUAUCCUGGAUUGUCACCUGGUCUAUUGACUGAUUUAAGGUCAGCUUCUGUGAACAAUGAUUGUUAUGCUCGAUCUGCAGUUAAGGCUGGAUUACACAAACACAUUCUUCAGUCUUCACAAGAUCUCCACAGACGUAUAGCUGAUACUGUUCAUAAUCUUGAGCAGUUAUCUUUGGCAACAACUUUUGGAUGGGAAUCGGAAACAACUUUGCCCAAGGUACUUGGAGAUGUUAUAGAAUCUAUUGCAGGGGGUAUUCUUGUUGAUUCAGGAUACAACAAAGAUGCUGUCUUCCAGAGCAUGAGGCCACUUCUGGAGCCUUUGGUUACACCUGAAACAUUGACGCUGAAUCCGGUGAGAGAGCUGACUGAAUUAUGUCAAAGGGAACAUUUCACGAGGGAAAAGCCUGUGGUUUCUCGCGGAAGAAAUGUGACGGCGGCUACAGUAGAGGUUAAUGCAAACGGUGUCUUACACAAGCAUACUAGCACUGCGCCGGAUACGAAGAUGGCCAAGAAAAUGGCUUCCAAAGCUGUUCUCGAGUCCUUGAAGAAAAGCUUAGCUUGAGGCAACGCUGAAAUAAUACAUACAUUUCUUACUUACUAAGAGCAGAGCUCUUAGAUAAAUAAAUUUAUAAGCCUUGCCGUUACAUUGUUCAGUUUUCCUCAAUAUAUAUAUAUAUAUAUUAUAGAUUUUUAACUGUGGGGUGGCCGCUUGUAUCGAAUUGCAGUUACACUAAGGUGUUAUUCUCUUACGCGGGUUGGGUUACGUGUGGUGUAUCUUGUUAUCAGAUUUGUGUAUAGAAAGUCUUAAUUCAUUAUGGUACAUGAUGGAACAAUUGUGGUUGUGAGUUAAACCAUUAACUAACUGUACACAUUCGUCUUGUUACCAUUAGUUAUGCAUCAUUUAGGAGGA